AUGGUCCAGGAUGUCUUCUCACUGCACAACAUCGUCGGCAGCGACGAGUCGCACUUUCCGUUUUCCCUCAAGGACUACCAACGCUAUGUAUUUGGCGACGACCGACUAGCGCAUCGCUUGGGCACGGACCUAUGUCGAGCUUUCAUUCCCACCAUUUCCAACCCUACAGACGACUUCGCAGUUGCCGUUUUAUCCGAAAAGGUCCCCACGGCCACUCAUAGGCUGCGCAAUCACUUCGUCGCUUACCUCAAUCGGCAUCUGAUCGCGAAUAAUGCGACUCCGGCCCUCAAAAUCGACUUCCACAUGGCGGGGGUGAAUGCAAAGACUCGGGACGAUCCGCAGUGCAACGGGAAAAGCGCUUAUCACAUCGAUGCCGAACGCCUGGGGAACAGGACUCUGAUCGUACUGACCGAAAUCCGAACGAGCCAAGACCGCGAGGACCAGAUACGAUCUUCAUUUGGGGAACGUGGUAUAACCACCAUUUUCGCCUAUCUGGCAUCCCUGGAUGGCUCCGCAACGACUGCAACCAUCUCAUCCUUCUUAUCUUCGGUCGUCAGCCCGUCUAUGAGAGACAUUGAGAGCAUCGCGCAGUCUACUUAUUUUGUCAUGAACGAAUGCUUUGUCCAGUCUGCACUAGGAAGAGAGUAUGAGGACUUUUGCAAAUUCAUACGACGACAAGACGACCACUUCGUAAGAGAGCUAUUGGAUCACGCUAUUACUGGUCACUACUACAAUGACGACGACCACGAACACAACGUACAGUUUCUGAUUUGGGAGCUCGAGGCGCGGGAAAGCGUUUAA
This is a messenger RNA of Alternaria burnsii, 801 nucleotides long. RefSeq lists its product as uncharacterized. The record is from RefSeq and is a predicted model, not a curated record. Bases 1 to 801 code for a protein of 266 amino acids. Lineage: Eukaryota; Fungi; Ascomycota; Dothideomycetes; Pleosporales; Pleosporaceae. The transcript has a single exon.